AUGGACUCCAAGGAACAGAUUCGGGAGGCCGAGUCCUUCAAACGACUCACAUUCUUGGCCAUCGCCAUCUCUACCGUGGCCACAUUGACCGCCAUCAUCGUGGUCCCCAUGUUGUACAACUACAUGCAACAUGUUCAAUCUUCUUUGGACGAGGAACUAGAGUUCUGUACCCACAGAUCCAACGGUCUCUGGGAACAGUACAAAGCUCUCUACGGAGAACACGCCUUCAGAGCCAAGCGUGAAGCCACCUUCCGUCGUAUGCCUCACGGUCCAAAUGCCCGUGGCAGACGCGGAAUGAAGCGCGCCCGUCAAGCCUACGGAGGUGACUCUGGCUACGGUGCCGCCCCAGCCCCUGCUCCAGUCCAAUCUUAUGGUGGAGCUUCCAACGUCGGCAGCUACAACCAAGGUGUUGGAGGUGGCUCUUCUGUCGGAGGAGGAUCAUGCUCUUGCGGAGUCGGCCAAGCUGGACCACCAGGACCUCCAGGACAAGAUGGUAACGAUGGACAUGAUGGAGCCCCAGGACAAGACGGACACCCAGGACCAGAUGCUCCAGCCGGACACGUUCCAUCUGCCGCUGACUUCUGCUUCGACUGCCCAGCUGGCCCCGCCGGACCACCAGGUGGCCCAGGACCAAAGGGACCAAACGGUCAACCAGGACAGCCAGGCCCAGCCGGUCAACCAGGAAACCCAGGAACUCAAGGACCACCAGGACCAGCUGGUCAACCAGGAAACAACGGACAACCCGGAAACGCCGGACCACGAGGUCAACCAGGACAAGUUACUGACGUUCCCGGCAUCCCAGGCCCACCAGGACCAGCUGGCCCACCUGGACAGCCCGGCCAACCAGGACAACCAGGUGCUCCAGGAUCCUCUUCUCCAGGCCCACAAGGCCCACCAGGUGACUCCGGUGCUCCAGGUACCCCAGGACUUCCAGGAGGCCCAGGACAACCAGGCCCAGACGGAGAAUCCGGCAACGGAGGCGGCUGCGACCACUGCCCACCACCACGUACCGCCCCUGGAUACUAA
This is a messenger RNA of Bursaphelenchus okinawaensis, 1026 nucleotides long. The record is from the annotation of a GenBank genome assembly. Lineage: Eukaryota; Metazoa; Nematoda; Chromadorea; Rhabditida; Aphelenchoididae.